Messenger RNA from Gekko japonicus, 2091 nucleotides. RefSeq names its product chondroitin polymerizing factor 2 (gene CHPF2). The transcript has 3 exons. Gene Ontology annotation, molecular function: glucuronosyl-N-acetylgalactosaminyl-proteoglycan 4-beta-N-acetylgalactosaminyltransferase activity. The record is from RefSeq and is a predicted model, not a curated record. NCBI's taxonomy places the organism in Eukaryota, Metazoa, Chordata, Lepidosauria, Squamata, Gekkonidae. The coding region runs from base 187 to 2046 and encodes 619 amino acids. Gene Ontology annotation, cellular component: Golgi cisterna membrane.
CUUUUUCCCUGCAGGACACGGUACGUCCAGACGGAGCUGGGUUUCCGGGAGCGCCUCUUUGUGGCCGUGCUGAGUUCUAAGGCUACCCUGAAUACCUUGGCCGUGGCCGUCAACAAGACGGUGGCCCACCACUUCCCUCACCUGCUGUACUUCACGGGUCUGCGCAGCGCCAAGGCACCCCACGGCAUGACGCUGGUGUCCCAUGGCGACGAGCGCCCCGUCUGGCUGAUGUACGAGACAGUGCGCUACAUCCACCAGCACAUGGGGGGCGACUACGACUGGUUCUUCGUCAUGCAGGACGACACGUAUGCCCACGCCGAGCAGGUCAAGGCGCUCGUGAGCCACCUCAGCAUCAACCAGGACGUCUACCUGGGGCGGGCGGAGGAGUUCAUUGGUGGGGAGGAACGCGCCCGGUAUUGCCACGGGGGCUUUGGCUACCUGCUCUCCCGCAGUCUGCUGCUGAAGCUGCACCCCUACCUGGACAGCUGUCGCAACGAAAUCCUCAGUGUGCGUCCAGAUGAGUGGCUGGGGCGGUGCAUCGUGGACUUCCUGGGCGUCAGCUGUGUCUCACAGCAUCAGGGCCAGCUGUACCUGACUUACGAGCUAGCCAAGAAUGCAGACCCGGAGAAGGAGGAGGGGCAGGGCUUUUGGGGGGCGGUUGCUGUGCACCCCGUCACGGAGGCCUCCCUCAUGUAUCGCCUGCACAAGAGGUUCAGCAGGAUCCAGCUGGAGAAGACUGACCAAGAGAUUGAACAGCUGCAGGUGCAGAUCCGCAACCUGAGCUCCCUGCUGCCGGCGGGUGAGGCGGGCCUGACGUGGCCGGUGGGCAUCAGCGCCCCCUUCGUGCCCAGGUCCCGCUUCGAGGUGAUUGGCUGGGAGUACUUCACCGAGCAGCACUCCUUCACCUGCCCCGGCGGGGCCCCCAAGUGCGCACUGGGGGGGCCCGGCAGGGCGGACGUGGGCGACAUCCUGCAGGCGGCCCUCGAGCAGCUCAACCGGCGCUACCAGCCGCAGCUGCGGUUCACCAAGCGGCAGCUGCUGAACGGGUACCGCCGCUUCGACCCGAGGCGGGGCAUGGAGUACCAGCUGGACCUGCUGCUGGAGGCCACCCCCCAGAAGGGCCACGGGCACCUGCUGGCCAAGCGGGUGAGCCUCCUGAGGCCCCUCAGCCAGGUGGAGCUCGUCCCCAUGCCACACGUGACGGAGGCCACGCGGGUGCAGCUGGUGCUGCCCCUCACCGUGCAGGAGCGGGACUUUGCGGGCAGUUUCCUGGACACCUUUGCCAUGAACACCCUGGACACGCACGACAACGCCUGGCUCCUGCUGCUCCUCAUCUACGACCCGUACGACGCCCAGCGGGUCGGCCAGGUGGACGUCUUUGCGGGGGUCAAGGCCAUGGUGGCUGAGCUGGAGAAGCGCUACGCCGACGUGAAGAUCCCCUGGAUCAGCGUCAAGACGGAGGUGCCGUCCCAGGUGAAGCUGAUGGACAUGGUCUCCAAGAAGCACCCGGUCGACACCCUCUUCUUCCUGGUCAGCGUCUGGACGGAGGUGGCGGGGGAGGUCCUCAACCGCUGCCGCAUGAACGCCAUCAGCAACUGGCAGGUCUUCUUCCCAGUGCACUUCCAGGAGUUCAACCCGGUGCUGACCUACCGCGGCGAGCAGGCCGCCUCCGCCUCCUCCGCCUCCUCCGCCUCCGGCACGGACUUCCUGCGGGAUGGGCACUUUGACCGGCACGUCUUCGCCGAGGCCUGCUUCUACAACUCGGACUACAUGGCGGCCCGCACCAAGCUGGCCGCCGACAUCCUGGACCGGGACGAGGCGCUGGAGGGCCUGGAGGUCUUCGACGUCUUCCUCCGCUACUCCGAGCUCCACCUCUUCCGGGCCGUGGAGCCGGGGCUGGUGCAGAAGUACGUGCUGCGGAGCUGCGACCCGCGGCUGAGCGAGGAGCUCUACCACCACUGCGUCCUCAGCAACCUGGAGGGGCUGGCGUCCCGCUCCCACCUGGCCAUGGCCCUCUUUGAGCAAGAGCAGGCCAACAGCACCUGAAGGGCCAGGCCAGGGGAGGGAGGGAGGGAGGGAGACCGGGCUGUG